Habropoda laboriosa is the source of this 5062-nucleotide messenger RNA. RefSeq lists its product as uncharacterized. The record is from RefSeq and is a predicted model, not a curated record. The transcript has 21 exons. Gene Ontology annotation, cellular component: membrane. Lineage: Eukaryota; Metazoa; Arthropoda; Insecta; Hymenoptera; Apidae. The coding region runs from base 62 to 4960 and encodes 1632 amino acids.
CAUUUAAACUGAAACCAUUUCAAGGAAUGCUAACUUUAUUUCAUGACCACUUACGAUAAGAAUGAACCACUGCAAAGCCAUGAAGAUGAGUUUCUCCUUAACUUCGCUGCAGCCGCUUAGCCAUGGCUUAGAAAAGCAUGGCCAAGUGGGAAUAGCGAUAGAAAGGCCAUACAACAGUCUCACAAAAAAGCGGAAAGAUUCAAAGCAAUUCCCCAAUCAACGUUUAUGGACAAAUCGUGAAGACUGUAAAGAUGAGUUCUGGGCAGCAAUACGAUCUAACUAUGAUUAUAUUAUGGACACUAAUUUGAUAGAUAGUUGUAAGGAAGCUAAUGGUGAAUUAACAUGGGAUGAAACUGAUGUAUCCACACAAUCGUGGAGUUUUAAAGAAGUUAGUAGUCAAUUCUCAGAACUAUAUUCAUGGCUAAGAGUGCUACAAGAGUUAGUUUAUUGCAAAGAAGAAAAUUUAUUAGAUAAAAGUCUGCGUGCGGCUCACAUGGAGGAGCUGCGACGUAGGGCGUAUAGAAGAAAAUUAUUUAAUGAACAAGCUGGAAAAUUAGUGUCACGUGCCCCUGCUUUUAAAGAUGAAGUGGCGUGGCGUGUUGACCAUUUAAAUGCAAAAUGGGAAUUAGUUGAACAAAUUAUGGCACCUGUUGAGCGGCCUAUAUCAAAUCAGCAGGAUAUAUCAGCAGACUUCGAGCAUGAAGUAAAGUGUUUGAGGAAAUGGAUUCGCGAAAUGGAGUCCCGCCUUCAACCUUUGAGUUUCCAUAUAGAUUGGACAUUAGCAGAGCUUGAGGAGAAAGCAGUGGAGCAUAUGGUACUCCAACGAGACAUAGAGGCGCACGGUCGAAUCGUCAGCUCGGUCGUGAAAUUAGGUGACAAAGUAUUCAAUCAACAGCAAGAACAACAGCAGCAGGAGCAGCAGGUACAAGAGGAGGACAAGCAGGAGCAACGAGAACCGCCACAAGCCUUGCGAGUUGCGAGAUCACUGGAACGCAGGUGGCAUUUGCUCUUUCUGCGAGCCUUGGAAUGGCAGUGUCACAUCGAAACUCUUGUAUCUCGCAUAAGUAGCAAGAACGUGGUGCCUUACCGCUGCAGUAGCGACAGCGACGAGGAGCCAGUCACGAAGCAGCCUCGACUCAGUCGCAGACACUCGCGGGGUUCUGGAAGGGAAUCCCCGGGUCAGUCGGCUCGUUCGACGCGUUCGAAACGCCACAGAGCCACGAGAUCGCGAUACUACGAGGAUCCAGCCGCGAGCAGAGCUGAUCUAUCCGACACAGACGCGUCUUCUGAGAAUCGAUCUAUAGGCGACGGAUCCUACUUCGAGGAUGAACUAUGUCAGCUGUGUGUAAUGGACACAAAGUCCGAGGGAGUGGAAAAUCCCCAAGAAAUUAAUCGAAUCGCGAGCACGUUAGGCGAUCAGGGUGAAGAAGGUGACAUCGAGGAGGACGCAUUAAGUGAAGAAGAAGAAGAGGAAGAAGAAGAAGUCGACGACAUGCCACCGACACCCGACACAGUACCAAUGACAAAUUCGACGGCCAUCGUGGAGAGCUGCGAUCAAAUCGACGGCCAGCCCGGAAACGUGGAACAGCCGAAUGGCAAUCUAGCCGCUAACGAGCCGGUGAAACGUCGCAGAACAACUGAGGAGGUCGCCUCUUUUAACACGUCCGACAGGAAAUCGAAGAACUGCGCGACCUUCUACUUCCGCCACCUGGACACCGACUCCGAGCAGAACGAGGAGGCGGCGAUCGUGGCGGAGGACUCGUCGGAGGAGGAAUGGACGUACACGUCGUCGCGGACGGACAACGUGUCGACGCAACCGCGAAAAACGAACGUGCUGGUGCGUCUGGACUUCGGUGAAACCCAGCAACAACAUCCACCUCGGCGAAACGAAGACGAAGAAGACGAGGAAGACGACGAGGACGACGAAGACGAAGAAGACGACGACGACGACGUCGGGGGUAAUACGAAAACGAGCGAGAAGAAGCCUGUGAAAGAGACGCCCAAUAUGGAGGGUGUCGACGAGACUUCAAACGAAACCGACGCGUCUUCUCAACGCGAGAAAGACAGCGACGACGAAACGAGAAACGACAAGACUAGCAUCCAGAGGCUCAUUAAAGAGGUAGAGAAGUUGGUCGGGGAAGAGAGGCGUACCGGCGCGUUCAAGACGUUCCCGCAGCUAAUUCUCGACGAUAAGAAGGGUAUAACGAACAAUCAUCGCGCUAAGUACGCGAGGAUCAAGGAGUGGUUGAAGCUGAACUCCGUGCGCGGCCACGAUGGACGAUCCACGUCACAGCGCGAAUUACAGCCGUUGGAUAGCUGCGAUGCCAGCGGCGAGUACACGACAGAAGAAUCCGACGGGGAGAGGCAGUCAGUUUCAUCGGAGGAUCUACAGAGCAGCGUUGCGACGUAUCGACGAUUCGAAGGUGCACUCGGUUGCACGUCCCAGUCGGUGUCGCAAGAAAUAUACAACGAGGACGCUGAUAAAACGCCGAUCAACGAGGCACACCCGAUGCUGGACACGAGCACGCCGAAAGUCGUGAUGCGCUCCAAACAGAAAACGAACGGGCCCAGGCCGUGGAGCGUCUCCUGCAUCUCGCAAAUCGGGAACAACUCGAAUUUGAAUCAAACAAACGACCCGAUCUCGCAAUUCUCCAUCAGCGAAACCGCGCUCCACCAGUUAAUCGCUACUCCGCCCACUAAAUCCGUGUCCCUUGACGCAACAGGAUCACGGAAAUCGUUCAACAAUUCAACGUCCACGUUGCUGGAGGAGUCGAUCAUUUGCCACGACGGCCGCGUCGUUCGAAACAGUUCGCUGCGCCGGAAAAAGAGCAGGUUGCGCAAGAAGAACCUGGGUCGCAAGAGCGGUGACUCGAGUUCGGAAGGCGUGAACGUGAACAAUUCAGCGGGAAGCGACGGUAGCUCGUCGAAUCAGCAACGGUCGCCACGAAAGGUGAACGGAAGUCGCGCGAUGCGGACCAUCUCGAGGGACUGUCACGGUCGUUUGACCACGCUCGUGAAAUCUGGCUCGUUCUCCGGUUGUACCGCACACCAGCAACUCUCCGCAGAGAGGACGAUCGUCAGCGAUCCGACACCGCCGUUCAGGUUACCCUGCUGUACUUCGAUGGCUUCCACGUCCGAGACAGAGGGCGAGGAGCAGCGUAAUUGUACGCGGGGAUGUUUCGCGUACGACGACAGCCUGCUCGAUACCGUGCUGAGCAACAAGGAGCUGUGCAAUCAGCAGCUGAACGUAGACAGCGACGUCGAAAUGAACAGCCUCGGGAACAACUCGUUCUCCGAGCAGGCUUGGGAUAAUUAUCAGGAGAAGUAUAUGAGCGAGCCAUACAGCGAAGCGCCAGACGUAGAAACGGCACGAAGAUUGCUGGACUUUGGGGACGAUUACCGAAACUUCCUCGAUAGUCAGUCCGAUUGUGCAUCCAGUAUGAGCGCGGUACCCGCUAGUUCUCCGCUGCCUAGAAGUCGUAUGCAUCAUGAGAUAAUCGAUACCACGGAAGACAGCGACAGCGACGUGGAGGACAUCCGGAACGUGGUCGAGAAGUCGCAGUCACAGUUGGCACUCGCGGAAAAUUUAUUCUCGAGGUCGAACAACGGCACGAUGCCGGAUGAUUGCACUGAAGUCGAGCGCGCGUGUAGAGAAAACAUGCGAUGCCUUCACGCGUUAUUGGAGUCCGUCACCAAUUCGUUCCGCAGCGAAAAAUACGUGAAACAAAUACGUGGUAUACUGGAGAAAUGGGAGUCCCUGACGACUAGAGUAGACGAGACACAAAUGGCCACAGCGUUUCAUCGCGAAUUAGCCGCUCUGCACACGGAAUUCAAAUCAGCACACGACAGACUCUUCUCCUAUGAGAUCACUCUGGAGCAGCCACACGUGUUGGACGAGCGAAUCAAUCGAAUUACGGCCGAACUGGCUGCGUUGAGGGAUCGCAAGGCGGCGAUGCUGGCGCUGAACGUCUCGACGCACAGACUGAUCACCGAUCUCGGUAACUCCGCCUCGUUCACCUUCACCGCGCUUAAGGAUGGCGUGGCGGAUCUGUAUCGAGUCUGGGACGAGACUUUCCAAAAGGGCAAUCAACAAUUGUGCGCUCUACAGGCCGUUCAACAGUUUAGUAUACGUCUGACGGAGCUUCAGUGCGCGUUGCGGAGGGAUAAGGACACCCUUGCAGUUUUGGACGUGGCCCUACAAGCCGGAGCCACGUCGGAGGUUGCUUCGUCUGUUCGUCACGUCGCGAGGCUGUUGUCCGAGAAACAAGACAUCAGUUGUCAGAACGGGACAGUGUUGAAAGACUCGAGCACUGAGGAAGUGAGCAGUGGGGUGGCGGCGAAAUUCGGUGACUCGUCGCCGAUCAGUCUAACGCAGGAAGGCGGCUCGCUGUCCGACAGUGGGAUCUCCGACAGCGGAAGCGAGCAAGAGUUGAGCGAACGGGAGAGAAGAUUGGCCGCCCUUCGUCGACUGACCCGUAGCUUGGAGAGCCAGCUUGCGCCCGGAAGCGAGGCGCUCUCUGAACUCUGGAAACGCGUCGAAGACGCGGAAACGGAGCUCCGGGAUCUUCAGAAGCACUGUCGCGAAUUGAUCGUACGCACGGCAGCGAGCGUCGAGGCGCGAGCUGCGAAGCGAACGAGCAGCCAGGUCCAUCAUUUUGCGGACAAGCGCAAAAAGGCCACUUCAACGGAGAUGUCGAAGGGAGGUGGAAAGCGGAUCGUGGCGAUCUCGCCUAAGAAGAAGGGCGCAACAGACGGCGGAGGAGAUCCUGACAGCGAGCCUGAUCUUCCUCAGAGCUGGGUUUGGCGCAUCCUGAGGACAGCUUUGCCGUUUCAGCUGGCGUUGGUCGCUCUAUUCUGCACCGCCUGCUUGUUGGAACCUCAUUGCUGCGAGGCGACCAACACGUUGAACCUUUCGCUCACACCGCAGCUGCGCUACGUCAGAGGACCGCCACCGGUGUGAGCGUCGCGACGCCUAUUUCUCUUGGUGAAAAUGCCUGAAGCAGCGUCGCGCUCCGUGGAAAUCUCCGCGGAAGACAUCGGAGCCAAGUCGGAACCCUCAGUC